Molecule: messenger RNA, 8034 nt
Organism: Nerophis ophidion (straightnose pipefish)
Lineage: Eukaryota; Metazoa; Chordata; Actinopteri; Syngnathiformes; Syngnathidae
Product: ankyrin-1-like
Exons: 44
Coding region: 90-5774 (1894 amino acids)
Biological process (GO): signal transduction
Molecular function (GO): protein binding
Source: RefSeq, a predicted model, not a curated record
GGUCGGUGGAAGGACUGGUGGAGUUGGAGCGGCGGCGACAGUAGUAGCAGCAGCAGCAGUGUAGCAACAGCAGCAGCAGCGGCGACACCAUGGCACAAGCCGCCAAACAGCUCCGCAAGACCAAGGACCUCGCUGAGGCCGCCGCCCAGGAGCAGAGGGAGAAGGAAGAGGAGAAGAUCAAAAAGAGGAAUCGAUCCAGGGACCGUAGGCGCAAGGUAGGCAUGGCCGAUGCAACCACCAGCUUUCUGCGUGCAGCACGAUCAGGCAACCUGGACAAAGCUCUGGACCACAUCAAGAAUGGAAUAGACAUCAAUAUAGCUAAUCAAAACGGCCUCAAUGGGUUACAUCUGGCUUCUAAAGAAGGUCAUGUGAAGAUGGUUCUGGAGCUCCUUCAUGAUGGCAUUGAACUAGAGGCCACCACCAAGAAAGGAAACACAGCUCUCCAUAUCGCAGCGCUGGCAGGCCAGGAGAAAGUAGUGGCUGAGCUUGUCAAUUAUGGAGCCAACGUGAAUGCCCAGUCACAUAAAGGGUUCAGUCCUCUCUACAUGGCAGCACAGGAGAAUCACCUCGAGGUGGUCAAGUUCCUGCUUGAGAACAGUGCCAAUCAGAGUCUCCCAACUGAGGAUGGCUUCACUCCUCUAGCAGUUGCCCUCCAGCAGGGCCACGAAAAUGUUGUAGCACUGCUCAUCAACUAUGGCACUAAAGGCAAGGUCCGACUCCCUGCACUGCACAUCGCUGCUCGAAAUGAUGACACGCGCACCGCAGCCGUGCUUCUGCAGAACGACCCCAAUCCUGAUGUUCUCAGCAAGACUGGUUUCACACCUCUCCAUAUUGCAGCCCACUAUGAGAAUAUGAGCGUUGCCCAGCUGCUGUUAAACAGAGGAGCCAACGUAGACUUCAUCCCAAAGAAUGGCAUUACACCCCUUCAUAUUGCCUCCAGGAGGGGCAAUGUGAUGAUGGUCAGACUCCUGCUGGACAGAGGGGCUCAGAUCGAUGCCAAAACUAAGGAUGAACUAACUCCGCUUCACUGCGCAGCCAGAAACGGACAUGUUCGCAUCAUUGAGAUCCUGCUAGAACACGGUGCUCCCAUCCAAGCUAAAACCAAGAAUGGUCUGUCCCCCAUCCACAUGGCAGCACAGGGGGAUCAUAUGGACUGCGUAAGACAGCUACUCCAAUACAACGCAGAGAUUGACGAUAUCACGCUGGACCAUUUAACCCCUCUUCAUGUAGCAGCCCACUGUGGUCACCAUCGCAUGGCCAAAGUUCUUCUGGAUAAGGGAGCCAAAGCCAAUGCUCGAGCUCUGAAUGGUUUCACGCCUCUCCAUAUUGCAUGCAAGAAGAACCACAUUCGGUCAAUGGACUUGCUGCUCAAACACUCCGCUUCCUUAGAAGCUGUCACAGAGUCUGGCCUCACUCCUCUCCAUGUAGCAGCUUUCAUGGGCCAUCUGAACAUAGUGAAGAACCUUCUCCAGAGAGGGGCUUCUCCUAAUGCUUCCAAUGUUAAAGUGGAGACUCCCCUCCACAUGGCCUCCAGAGCAGGACACUGUGAAGUUGCACAGUUCUUGCUCCAGAACGCAGCACAAGUGGACGCCAAAGCGAAGGACGACCAGACCCCUCUUCACUGUGCGGCCCGUAUGGGACACAAGGAGCUUGUCAAGCUGCUACUUGAGCACAAGGCCAACCCUGAUUCAUCUACAACGGCAGGCCACACACCCUUACACAUCGCUGCACGUGAAGGUCACAUUCACACCAUUCGCAUCUUGUUAGAUGCCGGAGCGCAACAGACCAAAUUGACAAAGAAAGGCUUCACCCCCCUCCACGUGGCCUCUAAAUACGGAAAGGUGGAUGUAGCAGAGCUCCUUCUCGAGAGAGGCACCAAUCCCAACGCAGCUGGCAAGAACGGUCUGACCCCCCUUCAUGUGGCAGUUCACCACAACAACCUGGAUGUUGUUAAACUGCUGGUCAGCAAGGGAGGCUCUGCACACAGCACUGCACGAAACGGUUACACCCCCUUGCAUAUAGCCGCCAAGCAGAACCAGAUGGAGGUGACCAAUUGCCUGCUGCAGAAUGGGGCCUCGCCCAAUGCCGAGUCCCUCCAAGGAAUCACGCCUCUACAUCUGGCUUCGCAAGAGGGACGACCCGACAUUGUGGCUCUGCUCAUCUCUAAGCAAGCUAAUGUAAAUUUAGGAAACAAGAAUGGUUUGACACCUCUACAUCUUGUAGCACAGGAGGGUCAUGUGGGCAUUGCCGACACACUGGUUAAACAGGGUGCUUCUGUUUACGCUGCUUCACGGAUGGGCUACACUCCCCUUCACGUUGCCUGUCACUAUGGUAACAUCAAGGUGGUCAAGUUUCUUCUGCAGCAGCAGGCUCACGUGAACAGCAAAACACGGAUGGGCUACACCCCUUUGCACCAGGCAGCUCAGCAGGGUCACACUGAUAUCGUCACCCUGCUGUUGAAACACGGAGCACAGCCCAAUGACAUCACAUCGAAUGGGACGUCUCCACUGGGCAUUGCAAAGCGUCUGGGAUAUAUCUCUGUUAUCGAUGUGCUCAAACUGGUGACUGAGGAAUCUGUUUCUGCGAUCACGACAGAAAAGCAUCGAAUGAGUUUUCCUGAGACAGUGGAUGAAAUCUUGGACGUCUCGGAGGAUGAAGGUGUUGCCCAGCUAACGUUAGGAGACGAGUUGCUUGGUAUGGACGGAGCGCGCUAUUUGAAGCUUGACGACUUCAAGGAUCAAGACGAUGACUUUCUCUCCCCGAAGAAGACUCUUAGAGACUUUGAGGGAGGUGUGGGAACCACGCCGUAUUCUCCCGCCAUUCCUAGGAUCCCUUGUGUUUCGCCAGAGACUGUUCUUCUUGAUCAGCAGACCCCCAUCCCACUGCCAAAGGAGUAUGACGAAGAUUCUCUUAUCCCGAGCAGUCCAGCGACAGAAACCUCAGACAACGUCAGCCCUGUGGCCAGCCCCAUUCACACCGGCUUCUUGGUGAGCUUCAUGGUGGACGCUCGUGGAGGCUCCAUGCGAGGCAGCAGACAUCACGGCCUUCGAGUGAUUAUCCCUCCUCGGACAUGCGCUGCACCAACACGCAUUACCUGUCGUCUGGUCAAACCUCAGAAACUGACCACGCCCCCUCCUCUGGUGGAAGGGGAGGGCCUUGCCAGCCGCAUCAUCUCUUUAGGGCCAUCCAGCAUGCAGUUUCUUGGGCCAGUUAUAGUGGAGAUCCCUCAUUUCGCCUCACUUGCUCGGGGGGACCGAGAGCUUGUGGUCCUCCGUAGCGAGAACGGCUCUGUUUGGAAAGAACACCGGAAUCGCUAUGGCGACGAAGUGCUGGAAACUAUUCUGAAUGGAAUGGAUGAAGAGCUAGAAAGUGAAGAGGAGUUGGAUAAGAAGAGAAUCCGUCGGAUCAUCUCUACCGACUUCCCCUUGUACUUUGCCGUGGUUUCAAGAAUUCAGCAAGAGAGCGAUCUGAUUGGUCCGGAGGGCGGGAGGCUGACCGGUAAACUUGUACCCCACGUUGAGGCCAUCUUCCCAGAGACAGCUGUAACCAAAAGAGUGAGACUGGGCCUACAGGCCCAGCCUAUCCCUGAUGAGCUGUUGACUCGACAACUUGGCAACCAGGCGACCUUCAGUCCGGUGGUAACCAUCGAACCACGUCGACGCAAAUUCCACCGUCCAAUUGGGCUCCGCAUCCCGCUUCCUCCGUCCUGGCGGGAGAGCCCUCGCGAUGCUGGGGAGGGCGACACCACAAGCCUGCGUCUACUCUGCAGUGUCAUUGGUGGGACAGCACCUGCUCAGUGGGAGGACAUUACUGGAACCACCAAGCUGAUGUAUGCAAACAGCUGUGCCAACUUCACCACUAAUGUCUCUGCAAGAUUUUGGCUAGCAGAUUGUCCCCGUACUGCAGAGGCUGUGACCUUUGCCAAUCUGCUAUACCGUGAGCUCAUGGCAGUACCUUAUAUGGCUAAGUUUGUCAUAUUUGCAAAGAUGAAUGAAACACGGGAAGGACGGUUACGUUGUUACUGCAUGACGGAUGACAAGAUGGACAAGACGUUGGAGUUGCAUGAAAACUUCACCGAAGUCGCACGUAGUCGAGACAUUGAGCUGAUGGAGGGCAUGCCGCUGCACCUGGAGUGUUCUGGAAACCUGGUACCAAUCAGGAAGGCCACGCAGCAGCCUCGCAGCUUCAGCUUCCAGGCCUUCAGAGAUAACAGGCUGCCUGUUUCUGUCAAGGUCAGAGAUAGUAACAAAGACGCCACAGGCUUUUUGUCCUUUCUGAGAAAGUGCACGAAAUAUGAGGAUGCACAACAUGUGCUCUGUAACCUCAACAUAGCCAUGCCACCCUGUGUCAAGGUCGUUGGAAGUGAAGAACGGAGGCGAACUUUAACCCCUCUCGCCCUGAGGGAGCGCUACAGUGCUCUGAAUGAGCCUGGUUUGGCUACAGUCAACGCCAUGGAGAGGGCUGAGAGCAAAAUAAACAUCAUAUCGGAGCAACUGGGUUUAAGCUGGGCAGAGUUGGCAAGAGAGCUCCAGUUUGGUGUGGAUGACGUCAAUAGGAUCCGUGUGGAGAAUCCCAACUCACUGCUGGACCAGAGCUCCACUUUACUCAAUCUAUGGGCCAGCAGAGAGGGCAAGAGAGCAAAGAUGGAGAGCCUGUACACUGCUUUGAAGAAUAUUGACCGGGCAGACAUUGUGAGCUCUCUGGAGGGUCAGGCCCCACUACUGGCACCAGGUUCUUCAGAGGAGGGAGCCUGCCGACUGGGUGACGGUGACUCCACGUUUCUUUCUCCCAGUGUCAUCAAUGAGGUGACGGACACAAGGCCAUCACGCCUCGUGCACAAGCCCCGAGUUAUUAGACCCCCGUUUUUCAAAAGGGGUUAUGGACUAGUUCAGGAGGAUCUUCUGUCUCCAGCCUCCAUGCAGUACAAUUUACCCUCUCCUCUGGGGGCAGAGCCUUACUGGCAGGAAGUCUCCAGUCUGGAAUGUGCCCCCAUGGCGGCCACCGAGGAAGACACUUUGAUGGAAAUGUCUGACGUCCAGGUGUGGCCAGCCGGGGUCAGCCCGUCGCUAGUCACCGUGGAAGACUACUCUUUGGAUGGCAGCAGUCGAGCGGACGACUCGGAGGGCGCCACGCUCUCUCUUCCCUACAGCUUGGGCCGCCCCAGCAGUGGAGCCAGUGGGGCGAGCGGCUCCAUCAUGGAGCUGGAGGAAGAGGAGGAUGGGGAGGUUGAGGAGGAGGAGGCGCCACUGGAGCCAAUGAGCGCGCUGGCGGAAAAGGACCAGGUCAGAGCCAGUGGCGCCGUUCCCAAGGUCAACUUGAACGGCCAGUUGGGAGGUCAGAGGUUGGAUGGGAGCAGAGGGGAGGCUCUUGGGACAGGAGGAGUAGCAAAAAGAGGCGGGACAGGGCUUCUUGGUUCAGUGGAAGGAAUUUCUCUUGUUUCAGGCCAACAGGCGUACGGCCAGUGUGAGAUGUCCACUUUGAGCCGAGCUGGCGAACACAAUGGCGACAACCGAUUGGUCGGCGGCGGUGCGUUUCAACCCUACCUACCUGAAAAGGACACCCUGCAGGGCUGGGUGGGAUCAGUAUCGUCGGGACGAGACAUCAGCGCAUCAGGCCUCCGCGCUGCCCAAGAGGCUCUGCUGACUCCGAGGGAGGAGAAAGAAGAUUUUGCUGCUGAUGAACACAGAAGCAGGCUGAAUCGAAAAAUGGGUGCGGAUGUGAGAAGGACUACUCAGUUGGUGAAGCGCACCAGCCUUCGGAAGGCUAAACACUGAAACACAACACACACAACUUGGUCCACGAGGACAAGAGAGACUCUGCCAAAAGUUCCUCGACAACAUCACAACCGGCGCGCAAAGGAAAGUGAGCAACAAUAGAGAACGGCAAGGACUACCAAACUACAAAAUGACACUCAUUAAAUGAACCUCAACAUGUGACACACGCACACACACAGAUAAAAAGGGUGUGAGAGUUUAACUUGUAGUUUUAUAACAUUUGUAAAGUAUCACAUUAACAAAGGCAUGAGGAUUUUUCUAGAAAACCAUCUUAAAAAGAACUAAUGUCACUGAAAACAAGACAACAAAAAGUGCUUCCUGUGAACCGUAACUGCAUGACGACUUCUGGUGCAUGACCUUUGACCUUUUGUCAUUAUUUACAAACUGAAGGGAGUACAAGGUAGAACAUAAUACUGCAGCUGAAAAAAGUGCUUUCAGGUUGAAGCCUGCCAUCGCUUCUUUUCAGUGGACCCUUUUUGUUCUCCUUGUGUGGUUCUGUAUACAGUAUGCGCUCUCUGCUGUGUGAACGCGUGUGCAUGCUUUCCCCGCCAAAGCUCUGUGAUGUCACGGCGUGCUGAGCAGCUCUGGAAUGAAAACCGAAUGUCCUCUUGUGCUGAAUUUGCCUUCCCUGUUGUCCGAUCGAAAGCGUUUUAUUUUUUUUUUUUUGGGAAGAACUAUUCUUGCUUGCUUGCGAUGUGCAGCAAACUUUAUAUUUGUCCACUCUUCUAUCUUCUUUCUCCCGGUAGCCAACAUCAUUCCAACCCAAACCAGUAGCCUCACUUGAUAUGCAGAACAAUCCAGGGCCUCAUCUGCAGCGCUUUCCCUUCCACUCGAUGUCUAAAAGUCAGUGUGCCGCAUGUGUGAGGCAAAGUAUGCCGUGAUUGCGAGGGUUCCUAGAAUGCCAUUGUGCUGCUGUGACACAUGAUUGUGCGAGGAAAACGUGCAGCAAAAGGCAGCAAUGUGAUUGUCUCGCUCUCUCCGACCCCAGACUUGUGAUCUGUCGACAUAAAACAGAAGCACACACACAUCACAAAAUCAUAUCAUGAAGGACUGUAUGGGCGGGGUUGCGCGGAAAGUGUGAAUUUGCCACAGCAAUAAAAUGCAUCGCGGGAAAGUAGACUUGUACCUUGUUUUUUUAAAUCGCCUGGACAACACUGGAACAUGUGUACUGCAUGGGCUUUGACCCCACGCUGACACAAGAUCACACCAGACAGCAUUCGGUGUAGCAACUGAUCAACUAAUUUUAUGUUACAAUAGCAGACACCAUGAAUAUUUACCAUUUGUUGUCUUUGUGUUGGUAUAUGUUCAAAUACCUCCUGGAUCAAGACACGCUGCUUACGUUUUAUGCAGAAACCUAAUGGAUUAUGCCGGGUGGGGUCAUAUUAUGGUAGCAUACGUCCACAAACACACCAUCCAUGAGGACUGUCAAUGAUACUGUAGCCUGCAUUUGCGAGAUUGACAGAAUGAAUGAACAAAUUAUUUUUGCACAUGACACAUUUUCUGCAUGCGUGUUUGCCUCAUUAGAUAUGUUUCACUUUUUCCACUCAGGUUUUGGUUUGGUCUACUUGUUGUUUUUGUGCAGAGCCCUACUCUUUGAGAUGCAAGAAUGACAAUGUUGGUGGACUGUUUUGUCCUGUUACAUUUUUCUUUUUAUAUACUGUAGGUCAAGUAUGAUGCGUUGUUAAUGUGUGAGAGAUGAGUGGUUCUCAAACUUGUUGGAUCAUGUAAAAAAAUAAAAAGAACGUUUUUGCAGUCGUGCCACUCGGAAGAUGAACCUACGAUGUACUUUAAAAAGUAUUGUAAAAAAAUACUGUCGAGAAGAAUAGAGCUCACUUAUACUCCUUUAGAAUGGAUACAUGACAAUGUAAACGCAAUAUCAUAUUACUCUAUCCUAAGGAAUGCAACUGCACCCAUGCACAAAAAAAGUUUUUAUGAAAAUAUGUGUAUAAAAAUGAUAUAUGACAAAAUAUACAGUAUUUCAUUAGAAUGCUAUGCACCCUCUUAGAGUUGUUAUGGAUGUUCUUUAAGCGUUGUCUAGUUAGCCAACGCCCACACAGUGGGAAAUGUAGAGGCUUUGACCACUUGUUUUAUUUUCUUUUAUAUUGCCUCCCUGCCCCCCAAAAUGAUUUAAUGAAGAAAAAAACCAAGAAAUGUAUACAAGCCUUUUAAUCAGAACCAUUCUGACCUAAAGAUAUGUAUAGCUCAUCUUACCCUGUACACCAGCUCAAACCAUUUAAUAAACAAAGAUGUGACAUAGAUG